Durio zibethinus is the source of this 2131-nucleotide messenger RNA. The record is from RefSeq and is a predicted model, not a curated record. NCBI's taxonomy places the organism in Eukaryota, Viridiplantae, Streptophyta, Magnoliopsida, Malvales, Malvaceae.
UAUUUUAUAGGGGUUAAAACAUGAAAAUAUUUCUUUUUUUUUUCAGAUUUUAUUUUCAAUUCAGCCACAGAUUUUCACUGCCGGACUCCAACGCAGAGAGAGGGAGAGAGAAGAAGGCUUCAGGGAAAACGAAAACACCAAAAAAAAAAAAAAAACCCCAAAAAAAUGGAAAAGGAAAACCCUAGGAAAUAGUUAGCUUUCGAUUUAGAAACAUUGAAGCGUUGCAUUUCAAGAUCUCAAUUCUUCAAUCCUUGAAAGUGCUCUUUGCAGGAACUUGUUAUUCUUGGCCAUGGCAAACUCCAAGGGGUCAACAAACAUAAGAAAUUUUAUGUUUACAGGAAAGCAUGCUUUACUUCCUCCAAAAUGUCCAUUUCCUGCGGUCUCCCCAACAUAUACGGACUAUGUCCCCAACAAUGUAAUUGGAUCAAAAACAGUUCAAAAGCAUAGAGAGGGAAAUACAAACCACCAGCGCACUUCUUCUGAAAGCCUUCUGAUAGAGGAACAGCCUUCUUGGCUUGAUGAUCUCCUUAAUGAACCAGAGACUCCUGUGCGCAGAGGAGGUCAUCGACGUUCAUCGAGUGACUCUUUUGCGUACAUCGAUGUAUCUAAUGCUCCUAACCUAGAUUAUGCAGCUCUGAAUGAGUACAGAUAUAAAAAUAUGAUUUCUGCACCAUCUUGGGCAUCUCGGGACUUUGGUUAUCACAGUCACAAAGAUGCUUGGCUUAGCUCUUUCUACACUGAUGUGAACUUGGUAAAGCAAAAGAACAGGGCAUGGGAUUCAUCUUUGAAUGCAGUGGUUCAUCCAACGGGGCUUCCUUCAUUUAGAGAAGGCACUAUUUUUCAGGGUUUAGGAUCAUCAUGUGCACUAAAAGAAGUAGAGGGUGCUUCAUCAACAGCAAGUGAAAAACAAGAUUCUGCUGAAUCUGCCCCUUUUGUUGCAAAAACUUCUUCUGAGAAAAAGGAUAAUUCACAUGCUAAAUCUUUUGCAUCUGACAGCGAUACAAAACGUGCGAAGCAGCAGUUUGCUCAACGCUCGAGGGUGCGUAAACUUCAGUACAUAGCUGAGUUGGAAAGCAAUGUACAAGCUUUGCAGGCAGAAGGAUCUGAAGUUUCAGCUGAGCUUGAAUUUCUCAACCAGCAGAAUCUCAUUCUUAGCAUGGAGAACAAAGCUCUUAAGCAUCGUUUAGAGAGUUUAGCACAGGAGCAGGUUAUUAAAUUUCUUGAGCAGGAAGUAUUGGAGAGGGAGAUUGGUAGGCUACGAGUCUUGUACCAGCAGCAGCAAAACCAACAGCAACAACAACCAUCAUCUAGCCAUCGACGCUCAAGCAGUGCAGAUCUUGAUUCCCAAUUAGCUAACCUCUCUCUGAAACAUAAGGAUGCCAGUGCUGUAUAACUGGUCCACUCCACAUUUAAAUAUUUAAUUUAGCCAGAACUCUUUUCGUGCCACUACUUCAACUGGUGCUGCCAUGCUGACCGAAUUUAUUGUUUCCCUUGUGUGGGAUAAAACCAAGAUCAACCGGUCUUGGUGCCUUCCUUCUACCUGAUCUUCUCUUUAUUUUUAUGUCGUCUCUUACCCCCCCCCCCUUCUCGUUUUUCCUUCAACCAAUUAAUGUCUUCAUGUGCACCUGGUAGUCAUUGCCAGAAAACUGGAUUUCAGCCGUAUGACUUGCCUGAGGUGGUAAACAUAAGAACAGGUUCCAAGUUUAACUCCCUCCUGUCUGUUCAUCAUUGGAUAUGAUUCAGAAAUUUUAUGUGCUCCAUUUCCCUCCAUUUUUAGUAUCCACCUAGUGGAUACCACCUUAGUGCAGAGAUCCUUAGGCUUUUUGGGUGUGCAUUAUUUAUAAUGCAUAAUGGUAGGAAAAUAUCUCUUGUAAAAUGCUUUUAAUGAAAUCCAUGUUGUUUUUCUGGGUUCUGUUGGCUAUAAUUUGCCUGGUUUUCCCCUUCAGCUUGAAGAUAGUUUGGUUUGUGCAGGUUUGCAAUCAAGGAGGUGCCCCCGUACUAUCUAUUAUUUAUAGUUCCCCCUCUCCCUUUCACCUUGCCACUAUCAGGGACAUUUCCACGGCCAAAUUCUUUUGGAGGGUUAAUGUCUGAAUUGAAAAAGUAUAUGUGAAAUAUGAUACUGCAUUCAAGC